CGGUUAUGGUUUGGCACCAAACAGCUAGAUAUCAGAAAUAAAAAGCAUUACAAAACGUUAACAUUCUUGUACAAGCAACACAUAUAUCAACUCUGUCUUUCUCCUUCUCUCAAUCCCAAUAUCUCCCCGUGGUUUGAGUUUCUUGCCGCUAUCUUCAAUGAUCCUAUGAAGUUGUAGGAGCUCUAUAUCAAUCUUCUAAACUCACUUAAACACUUUUCAAGGAGCUACUUAAACUACAAUUUUGUUUCUUUUUGGUGCUUCCUGUUUCAAGAUACAUUUCUUCACAGAAAAUGGGAGAAAUGUCAGGUUUCCAGUUAGGUGUUAUUGGGGCACUGUUUCUUUCAGUGGCAUCAUCUGUCUCCAUUGUCAUCUGCAACAAAGCUCUAAUGAGCAAUCUAGGCUUUCCCUUUGCUACAACAUUAACCAGUUGGCAUCUGAUGGUAACAUUUUGCACACUUCAUGCCGCACAGCGAUACAAUCUGUUUGAGAGCAAAUCAAUCGACAUGAAAACUGUGAUGCUCUUUGGCAUUCUCAAUGGAGUUUCCAUUGGUUUUCUCAACUUGAGCCUUGGAUUCAACUCUAUUGGAUUCUAUCAGAUGACAAAACUUGCAAUCAUCCCAUUCACGGUACUGCUGGAAACCUUGUUUCUGAACAAACAAUUCAGCCAAAAGAUCAAGUUUUCUCUGUUCCUGCUGCUUGUCGGGGUUGGGAUUGCCUCUAUCACAGAUCUCCAGCUCAAUUUUGUGGGAACAAUUCUCUCCCUCCUUGCCAUUGUGACCACCUGUGUUGGCCAAAUUCUGACAAACACAAUACAAAAGAGGCUGAAUGUCUCUUCUACACAGCUGCUUUACCAGUCAGCCCCAUUCCAAGCAGCUGUUCUUUUUGUCUCAGGCCCUCUAGUAGAUCAGUUCCUAACCAGGCAAAAUGUCUUUGCUUACAAAUACUCUCCUAUAGUUUUGGCAUUCAUCAUUCUCUCCUGCGUAAUUUCUGUCUCAGUGAACUUCAGCACCUUCCUGGUUAUUGGCAAGACAUCCCCUGUUACAUACCAAGUGCUAGGCCACCUCAAGACAUGCCUUGUUCUUGGCUUUGGCUACACACUGCUGCAUGACCCUUUCACUGAAAGGAACAUGAUCGGAAUACUCAUAGCCAUCUUUGGGAUGGGCUUGUACUCGUAUUUCUGCACCCAGGAGAACAAGAAGAAACAAUCCCCUGACUCAUUGGCAUCCCAGUUGAAAGAUAAGGACGAAACACCGCUCCUGGCAAAAGACAAAGAUGAUCAUGAAGUGAAGAAAUCAAGCAAGGAUUCCCUUGUCUAAAGUAGUUGGGAUUUUGUUUUGUGAAGAAAGUUUCUUCUUCCAUGUGUUAUUGAAGUGUUUUCAUUUCUUCCCAAACAUAUUGUUGAGUAUAAAUGAUUUUGAUUCUUUAAAUAAACCCUCAAAUUGCUGAUAAAAAAUAAAAUAAAAUAAACCCUCAAAUUCAAU
Molecule: messenger RNA, 1481 nt
Organism: Rubroshorea leprosula
Lineage: Eukaryota; Viridiplantae; Streptophyta; Magnoliopsida; Malvales; Dipterocarpaceae
Source: the annotation of a GenBank genome assembly